AUGGGGGCGGAUGAGAUACCAAAUGAGGUAUGGAAAUAUGGAGGAGAAGAGGUGGGGAGGUGGGCAGGGGACAUUUGCAGGAGGGUGUGGAGAGGAAAAGAAUGGCCAGAGGAAUGGAAGGAGGGAAUAGUAGUGCCAAUAAUAAAGAAGGGGAAAGGGGAGACAGUGAAGGAGUACAGAGGAGUAACACUGAUGCCGUCGUUGUACAAAGUUUAUGCGAAGGUGCUAGCGGAAAGAUUGAAAGAAGAACUGGAAGGGAAGAGAUUAUUGACGGGGAAUCAGGCAGGGUUUAGGGAAGGAAUGGGAACAAUAGACCAAAUAUAUGCGUUGAAUUAUCUGAUUAACAGGCAGACAUUAUGUUGUAUGAGCUGUUUAACAAUUAUUGAAAUCUUUCACCUUAUUACAUCCAUCAUCUAUCAUAUUAAAAAUAUAGAUAAUAUGAAAAUUAGCAACAGUUCCUGUGCAUGA
Harpegnathos saltator (Jerdon's jumping ant) is the source of this 468-nucleotide messenger RNA. RefSeq lists its product as uncharacterized. NCBI's taxonomy places the organism in Eukaryota, Metazoa, Arthropoda, Insecta, Hymenoptera, Formicidae. The record is from RefSeq and is a predicted model, not a curated record. Bases 1 to 468 code for a protein of 155 amino acids. The transcript has 2 exons.